Messenger RNA from Prorocentrum cordatum, 3873 nucleotides. The record is from the annotation of a GenBank genome assembly. NCBI's taxonomy places the organism in Eukaryota, Dinophyceae, Prorocentrales, Prorocentraceae.
AUGGACGCUCGCCUUGCGAACUUGGCCCGCGCCCGCGAUGUGUUGACAGAGCGUCGGCGGCAGCGCGCCGACGCCGCCGUGCUCGGGCCUGGCGCAGCAGCAGGCGCCUUGGUGCCAGCGGUCGUGGCGCCGCGGCCUCCCGAACUGACGCAAGAGACGUUCAGGCUACUGUGCGAGCCCAGGGCACCGUUCCAGACCUCUCCUUUGACUUGGGCGCUACACGUGGCUGGACGAUUGGUUUCGGUGGCGCCCGACGAUGACUUGGACGCCGACGUGCUCGCCAUUGUUCGCGAGCAGUGCGUCGACCCGUUGCCCACGAGGUGCAAGCUACAGUCAGGACAUGCGGCAGACGUGCCGCGAUGGAAAUUGAAUUCGUCUUUGCCUUUGAUUGCCUCGUGUGUAUCAGCUUGCGACCGCGUGGCGGUCCAUCGGUUUGUUGCUGCGAUCGCGAAGAUGCCAGUCUCCAAGCUCCUGUUCAUCGAUUCCGCCAGGUACGAUGAGACGCCAAUGCGGCUUACGACGAGAGAGCAGGAAGUCCGUCUUUUCUGGAGCAGAGCGCCUGGGAAGGCGAUGAUGCGAGCCCGCACAAGUACUCUUGCUAAAGAUACGACGGUUGGCAAGUUGUUUCAAACUGAGUCUCGGUGGGGCGUCCUCUUGAAGUUCGAUCUACCACCUGGGUCUUCUGAUAACCCAUACGUGAUGAUCAUCGGCGAGACUGUGAAUUGGAUCCAGAUCUUGAGCUCUACCACUGCAGAAUCCCUGUAUGCAGCACUUUUGACCACCGACGCCGUGACAGACGCCACCCACGCAUUUAGUAAUAAAGUUCGCCAUGCUACGACCGACAAGUAUGGUGCAAACUUAGUGGCGGAGGCUCGCAUGACCAAGCACCGCAACAACACGUCGCCGACUCCGUGGUUCGGCCUCCAUGAGCCAUGCGAUGCACAUAUUGUUUCUGCCGUGCACACCAAGACUUUUGCAUUGACCGAGGAUUUCAUUUCUGGCCUUAUCAACGUGAGCUUGUCGCUCGGUGGCGGUGACAACAUGCGGAGAUUCAGGAAAUGCUUGGCAGCCGAUAUAGACAAUAGGUUAUUGAUCAAAUUUGGUGAGCCGCCGCCAGACGCUGUCGAAUAUCGCAAAGUGAUCCUCUCGCUCUUCUUGGCCAGGGGACCUCGGGCAGCCGAGCGACGGGCCUUGCUAACCAAGUGCGCGCCAGGAGAUUGGAGAAACCUUGAUAACAUCGAGUUCUAUUGCGCCCACGGGUCUCAACCAAACAGGGGAGAUAUCGUUUAUUUGGUACAAGACGGGCUCCUUGUGGCGCUUGCUCACAGGUCUUACAGCACGUACCCGCGCCACAGGUGGACAGGUUGUGACAUCAGCACCGACGAGAUUGGAAUACUCGCAGCGUGUUCUGGCAUCCUUGGGAGGGUGUAUAAAGCGUUUCUCCAGACUUUUCCCAAGGCGAACAGGCCUGUCCGCGCCGCGGGCGAGGCUGGUGCAGCUGCAAUAUUGCCUCUGGCAGCGCCCGACACAGUCCCAGCCAUCAUGGACGCGGAUCGGCCAGUUCCCGCGCCCGCGGGCGAGGUCGGAGGCAACGCAGCCGAGGCCCCGACUGAGACGUGGCAGGAGGCGCAAGCCCGCCACAGGAGGUUAGGCGAGGCGUUCGUGGAGUCAGAGCCCCUCGGUCUACUCAUGAUUGCUCGGACGUGCAUGGAACCAUUGCGAAUAUUAUUAGCAGCACACUUCAGGCUGGCGAGUGACAAGUGGGAACGGCAGCAACGAGCGACCGAGGUGGCGAACUCCUUCAGCCACGCCGCUGGCGGUAAGCCGCGCGAGCACCGCAUCGCCAUUGCAGCAGAGAUGAAGCUAGAGGACGACCUCGACAUGCGCCUGCGUAGUUUGAUGUUUACGCCUGAACCGUGGGUACAUCUGCCGCGUGAGUGGCAAUCAGUUGCAGGUCGGUCUUUGAUCCUGCGGAUGCUCGCUCGCAUUGGGUGCGCAGUGGCUGAGCUUCUCCGACUGCCGCAUCGCCGUUUCCACAACCGACUCUUCAUGUUACUAUCGGACCCUACAUUGUACGACGUUUUCAAGCACGAGCCUCGUUGUGUCUUGGGCGAGUGGAGCUACGCCAUGCUUCAGCAAUGGGAUGAGGACUCCGACGGCGCCGAUGUGCUGAUGCAGCUCAGACUGCUGGCGCUUCUCAUCAAGAAGGACAUCAGCAAGAUUGAGACCAUGCACGCUACGAUACGCAGACUGCUGGUGGGCAUGAGUGUCCAGACGCAUUCUGUGGAGGGGCCAAUUCUCUGUUCGAAGUGGGUCUGUGACAAUGUGAGAAGGAGGCGCAUCGAGAAGACGAAGGGGAAGUUCGUGAAGCCAGCAGCCACAUCAAAACAAGUUACUACAGCUAGGUCGAGGGCGCCUAAAGUUAAGAAGUGCUCAGGCGGUGGUUGUCGUGCCUACGCUAGCGUGCAUCACGCGCCUGGGGGGCGACCUGACUGGGGGAGGCUAUCGGCGGAGUGCAACGCUCUGUCGCCAGAGGCAAAGGCGUACUACGUCGAGCUUGGUCGGCUGGCCACCAUUGCGGGCAGGGGCAUGUCAGCCACAAAGUCUGCCUUCGGGGUGACGUUCGGGAAGGCUCAGAAGGCUGCGCGGCGAAAGCUGAGACGUGCCGUGGCCGAUAGAGGACGCGACCAGCUCUCGGACGAGGCAUUGGUUGCCCAGCUCUCCGCCGCUGUACUCCAAGAAAGUGCUGACGGGCCUGGUGAUUUUUUCCAGUCGGUUCAGUUGGUGCAGAGCCUUGCGCGGGCAGGCGCCCGCUCGUCUGGCGAGGCGUCUGCCAGAGAGGACGCGCGGAUCGACUGCGCGCUGGCCACGUUUACCCAGGACGUGGGCAACCGCCAGGUGGCGAUGUUUAUGGCUGCCGCCCCCGAGCUGUCGACGUUUGCGGAGGCGCUCGUGGCCAUCCCGCAUUCUCCGUGCCCCCUCUUCGACUACAACCCCGACAGCGGCCUGGUCGGUGGCAAGAUUGCGGCUUGGGCGUCCCGCCACGCCACGGACUCGAACCUCUCGUCCGCUUUGCAGAGCGAUUGGACGAUGAAGACGUGGCCGAUCUCUCCAGGCCCUGCGCACUGCGGUGGCGGAGAAGACGAUGCAGCCCACCUUCGACCUUCGAAGUGCCAGCUUGCUGCCGUGUGCUUGUGUUCGGAGGAGGGUAAGAACCUGGAUAAGUUUUGCAAGAACUUGCUCACGGCCCUGAAGCCGAUGGUUAAAGCCAAGUCGGCGGCUCGCCGCACGUUGCUCGAUGGCAAGCUUGUGUGCAGACUGACGUGGACAAGGAGCGACGUCGAUGACGAUCAUGUUGCUGCUGCGCCUGUCGGGGCGCCGCCGCCUCCCCAGCGCCAGGGCGACGUGUGGAUGCACAUUGGCAUGAUGUACCUGAGCCCUUACAGGCCGUCGUGGCACCUGGUCGAGAGGCGGCGCGACGGCGAGGGCCUCGUGUACGGCCCUGGCAUCCCCAUGAAGGCGACUGGGAGGUACAACGACUUCUACUCGCCGCUUGCCGACCUUGAGCUGGACCACAGAACUUGGACACUGCGCGCGUAUCAGAUUUACGAGAGCGGCCAGCCGUGCGCACACUUCAUCCCUGCCUACUUCGAGGUCGUUGACGUCGCGGGCACCGACGAGCGCCAGUAUUGGCCGAGAUUGACGCGGAGGCGGGCUGACCGACGACCAGACGACGACCCUGCUGCCCCAGGGCAUGAUGGGGAUCAUGGUGUUGGCGGCGGGCCUGGUGACGAGCUUGGCGAUGAGCAUGGCCAGGGUGACGACGAGGACGGCGACGAACCCGACAAGGACGGGCUCCACGCCUUGGACGAC